Molecule: messenger RNA, 2909 nt
Organism: Prunus dulcis (almond)
Lineage: Eukaryota; Viridiplantae; Streptophyta; Magnoliopsida; Rosales; Rosaceae
Product: pentatricopeptide repeat-containing protein At5g40400
Exons: 1
Coding region: 123-2033 (636 amino acids)
Molecular function (GO): protein binding
Source: RefSeq, a predicted model, not a curated record
UUUAUCUAAAAAUAUUUUCCGAUCGGUGACAAUAUUUUGCUUUAUUCACGCCUCUGUCCAUGUUGCAGACUCGCAGCAGGUGCCUUUCUCGCUCGCUCCAUCCAUCUCUCUCUUAGCUAGCGAUGCAUCGUGCUUCAACAUGUUCCAUAAAUCGGAUCUUUGUUGUGUCAGCCAACUCUCCAUAUUAUACAAAACCACUCUUGAACAUCAAUUUCAUACUAAAAAUAUCAGCUCUCUCUUCUUCUUCUUCAGCUCUACAGACCAUCCCAGACUCUCACUCCAUAUCAGUUUCAAACCCACUUUAUCAUUUUCUUCCCCAAACCCAAAACCCCAACAACAUAGUCAAUCUCAUCUGUUCAAGCCUUAAGCAAGGAAACGCCCAUCUUUCCCUUCUUCAAAAUGACAUUAAAGAGCUUUUUCCUCAUCUAGGUGCUCAAGAAAUUUCCAGGGUUCUGCUCAGAUUUCAAUCUGAUUACUCCUCAGCUCUUGUUUUUUUCAAUUGGGUCAAGAAUGGUUUGGGUCUCAGACCCACUACCCAGAAUUAUUGUAUUGUUAUUCAUAUUCUGGCAUGCUCCAAAAAGUUUCCGCAAGCUAUGAAAUUGUUAUGGGAGUUGAUAGAGUUGGUCAGAGAUGUUUCACCAAAAGAUGACAUUUUCCAAAAUUUGGUUGUGUGUACUGAAGAUUGUAACUGGGAUCCAGUUAUCUUUGACAUGCUCAUUAAGGCUUAUGUGAAAGCAGGUAUGAUUGGAGAUGGUUUUAGCACUUUGAAAAAGACAAUAAGGGUUGGUUUUAUUCCCAGCGUGAUUGCUUGUAAUUGUCUUUUGAAUGGGUUAGUGAAGUUGAAUUGUAUUGACCAGUGUUGGGAAGUAUAUGAGGAGAUGGGAAGGAUUGGGAUACACCCAAAUGUGUAUACUUUUAAUAUUUUGAUUAAUGUUUUGUGCAAGGAUGGAGAUGUUCAUAAAGUGAAUGCAUUUUUGGAGAAAAUGGAAGAAGAAGGAUUUGAUCCCGAUAUUGUGACAUAUAAUACUCUAAUUAGUAGCUAUUGUAGGAAAGGAAGGUUGGAAGAUGCAUUUUAUUUGUAUAAGAUCAUGUAUAGGAGAGGUGUGAUGCCGGACAUGGUUUCAUAUACUGCCUUGAUGAAUGGUCUUUGUAAACAAGGGAAGGUAAGGGAGGCUCAUCAGAUUUUUCAUCGGAUGAUUGAUAGAGGGUUGGAUCCAGACACUGUAUCGUAUAACACUCUUAUUAGUGGUUAUUGCCAUGAGGGGAAGAUGCAAGAGUCUCGAUCAUUGUUGCAUGAGAUGAUCAGAAAUGGUAUUUGUCCAGAUGAUUUCACUUGUAGGAUAGUCAUAGAAGGAUAUGGCAAAGAAGGUAAGCUGCUCUCUGCUCUGAAUUUGGUUGUGGAGCUUCAAAGAUUUCAAGUGUCUAUUUCUCAUGAUGUUUAUGAUUAUCUAGUAGUUGCCUUGUGUCAAGAACUUCGACCAUUUGCAGCUAAAAGUCUAUUAGAAAGAAGUUCUAAGGAUGGUCAUCUGCCUGGUUUGGAUAUCUAUAACAAAUUGAUUGAGUCUCUCUGUGAAAACCUUUAUGUGGCAGAGGCACUGCUUUUGAAAGCCGAGAUGAUACGUAAGAACAUUAAACCCGAUCUUUUUACAUACAGAACUCUAAUAUGCUGUCUAUGUCACAUAAGUAGAACAGUGGAAGGUGAAUCUCUAAUGAAAGAGAUGGCUGAAUCUGGUUUGGCUCCUAAUCUAGAGAUAUGCAGGUCAUUGAUAAAGGGGUACUGCAAAGAAAGGGAUGUUGAUAAAGCAGAAACAUUGUUAGGCUUGUUUGCCAAGGAAUUUCAAGUUUUUGAUUCUGAAAGUUACAAUACACUUGUCAGAGUCUUCUGUGAGGAUGGUGAUAUGGCCAAGUUGUUGGAGUUGCAGGAUAGGAUGAUGAAAGUGGGUUUUGCGCCGAAUAGCCUUACAUUUAAGUAUGUGAUCCAUGGAUUAUGGAGAACUGCAAGACCAGAUAAAGACAAGCUUCACGUGGAAUAAACUUAGAAAGAAGAAUGUUGGGCAUUGUCGUCCUAGGUAGAUGAUGUGAGGGAUUUUGUUGUAUCCUAUGACCGAUAUUCUAGGUGCAAUGCAACAUGCUUUCACUCUAGUACAUUGCCAACCAUGAUAUGUGUUUUCCAGGGUGAAUCUGGUGAUUGUGCUUCUUGGUGGAUAACGAGGGAAAGGUAAAGGGAUUGGCUGAAAAGCAUGGCAUAGACGAGGAGCCACUGCCAGGGUAGUGACUUGUUUGGCAGUGGCAGUGGCACUUAUUCUAAUGUUAUGGGGGUAGUAAUAGGAAGUUAAGGUCAAAUGGGGACCAAUUUUCAAUUUGGGGUCUUCAAUUGCUUUGCUGCUAUAGAAGGUGAUUUUGAACCAUGUGAUGCAUGCUCUGCACUUAUAUUAGAAUUCUCCAGGAAGUUCCUCCUGAUUGAGCAUGUCUGUCAUUUAAAGCAAUGAAUUCCUGGCUGAAGCUUACUUGUCUUAGGAGGUGCUGGGGCCCGGGGGACUCUAUCUCGGAGAAACUGAAGCCUGACUGACUGGUAGAUGGCAGACCAGCUGAGACCUUCAACUUUGGAAUGUCUCUCUCAAUUUUCCAUUAUUAGUGUUCUUCAAGGUCUACAAAACUAAACUUGAGAUGCUGCUGCUGCUGCUGCUGGCAUCGUAGUUGAGUUGAUUGCCCACAAUUUACCACAGCCAGCUGGAAAUGGAAGUCAUGGGUUGGAAUUCUAGGACCAAUCGAUUUUAAAAUAUAGCUUUGUUCUUUUCUUUUCUUAUUUGCUUGUUUGGCACUGGCAGUCAGAAAAUAUGAUUUGGUGUUCUUGGCUUGGGUCCAUCUUUGCUGUAUAGCCUUUUCUUUUAAUAUGUUAAAUUAAAAUU